Molecule: messenger RNA, 244 nt
Organism: Meloidogyne enterolobii
Lineage: Eukaryota; Metazoa; Nematoda; Chromadorea; Rhabditida; Meloidogynidae
Source: the annotation of a GenBank genome assembly
AUGAAAGGAGAAAUAGAAGGACGAACUUCAUGUAAUAUUGAAUGUCGUGGAGCUGAUAGAGACUCUGUGAUAUCAAAGGUGCCAAGUUGGAGUCGAGAAUGUAUAAGAUAUUUUUCUUAUGAUACCUCAAGAGAAGCUCUACCCAAACAAUUUGGUGAUUUUGCCCGUGAAUGGUAUUUAUGGCGUGGAGGGAAAUGUAGAUUAAUGGAAAUGUCAUUUGAAGUUCAUUGUGGAUUUCCUUGAA